Molecule: messenger RNA, 1857 nt
Organism: Babjeviella inositovora NRRL Y-12698
Lineage: Eukaryota; Fungi; Ascomycota; Pichiomycetes; Serinales
Gene: CRN1
Product: Crn1p
Exons: 1
Biological process (GO): actin filament organization
Molecular function (GO): actin filament binding
Source: RefSeq, a predicted model, not a curated record
AGUGGAAGAUUUGUCAGAGCGUCCAAGUUCCGCCACGUGUUCGGGCAGUCCUCCAAGAAGGAGCUUUGCUACGAGAAUUUGAAGAUUACGAAAAACGCGUGGGACUCGAACUUGAUCAAGGCAAACUCCAAGUACAUUGCGGUCAACUGGGAGAGCUCCGGUGGCGGUGCCUUCGCGGUGAUUCCGGUCCAGGAAACAGGAAAGGCACCAGACAAGACUUCCUUGUUCCGCGGCCAUACAGCAACCAUUUUGGAUGUUGAUUUCAACCCGUUCGACGAACAGAUGAUUGUGUCUUCAUCCGAUGACGGCCGCAUUGCCAUCUGGGAGAUCCCAGCGGACUACUCUUUCCACAAGUACAUGAACGAAGACGGCGACGCGAUUGACGUCGCUCCGGUUAAGUACUUGACCGGCCACUCCAGAAAGGUGGGUCAUGUGAAAUUCCACCCAUUGGCGCAAAAUGUCCUUGCCUCCUCCUCCCUCGACUACACCGUCAAGAUCUGGAACCUUGAAUCGGGCAAAGACGAAAUCACAUUGCAGCACAAGGACCUCGUCACGUGCUUCGAGUUCAACCCCAACGGAACCUUGUUAGCGACUACGAGCAGAGACAAGACGAUCAGAAUCUGGGACCUUGCGACCCAGAAGGUGAUCGCUGAGGGCCCGGGUCACAGCGGUGCCAAGCCGUCGAGGAUCUGCUGGUUGGCGGAGGACAGGGUCGUCACCACCGGGUUCUCCAGAAUGUCCGACCGCCAGGUCGGGAUCUACGACACCGCCGACUUGAGCAAGCCGAUCGGAGGCUAUAUCAACAUCGAUUCCUCCUCCGGGGUGAUCAUGCCGGUCUAUGACCCUGCGACCAAGAUUUUAUUCUUGGCUGGUAAGGGAGACGGGAAUAUCCGCUACUACGAGUUCGCUGAAGACGACUUGUUUGAGUUGUCUGCCUACCAGUCCACGGAUGCGCAGAGGGGCUUCGCUGUGGCACCAAAAUAUACGGUUAAUGUGCGCGAAAACGAGAUUGUACGCGCCUACAAGACUGUCCAAGACUCUCACAUCGAACCAAUCUCGUUCGUGGUGCCAAGAAGGGCCGAGAUAUUCCAGAGCGAUAUCUACCCGGACUGUCCGUCGAAGCAGGCUGCGCUUACCGCGGAGGAGUUCUUUGCGGGUAAGACCGUUAACGGACCAAUUCUCUUGUCGAUGCAAUCUUUGUACGAUGGUUCCGAGCCGGAAUUCCGUCCCUCUACGUCUAGCUUGCCUGUCAAGGUCACUCCACCAGUGGAGACCAAAAAGGUUGCGAAGGAGAUUUCCGUUUCCCCGGUGCAAUCCAAGGAGCCUACUCCGUUCUCCAAGGGGAAGAGUGUGGACGACUUGUUGAACAAGCCUGCGGUCGACGAUUUGUUACAGAAGGCCCAGGAUUUGGACGGCGAGGAAGAAAAGUCUGAGGGUGAGUGGGGUGAGGAAGAGGUGGAGAUUAAGAAGGAGACUCCAGUGGAGGUUAAACCAGCUCCAGUGGAAUCUAAGAAGGAAUCUAAGAAGGAAUCUCCUGUGGAAUCUCCUGUCAAGGCUACUCCAACUGAAACCAAGGUUGUCGAAAAGGUAUCUCCUGUGAUUGAAGCAACCCCCGAGCCGAUCCUUGCUCUGGCGGCUGCCUCGCCUGCUCCUGUUACCGCCUCGCCUGCCCCUGUCACCAAGGGUGCUACCACUUUGAAGGGUAACGUAGACAAGUUGACCAUCCUUGUCGAAAAAUUAGAAGCCCAGAUUGCCAAGUUAACCGAGACCGCGGCCGAGAAGGACGACAGAUUAGCUGCCUUGGAAACCAAGAUCGGCGAGUUACUUAAAAAGUCUGCGUAGAGUAUUUUUUUUUUU